Messenger RNA from Spodoptera littoralis (African cotton leafworm), 3428 nucleotides. The record is from the annotation of a GenBank genome assembly. Lineage: Eukaryota; Metazoa; Arthropoda; Insecta; Lepidoptera; Noctuidae.
AUCGCCAAGGACACCGAAAGACUAAAAUCUUCAACUCGUAACAGGGAAGCACAACUUUAUCGGGAGAAAGUACGAAAACUGUUGACCUACAAGAUGAUACAGUGAUUGAGGACAUAGUAUUAGGUACUAUGACUGCUGGAGUAGCGGCCAGGAGGAAGACCAGGCCUAGAAGGAGCUGGGCGAAGGUGGAGCAGGAUGGUCAGGCAUCAGACUUCACCGACAUAGGAGACUGGCCGACAUUAGGCGCUGCCGUGUCGGGUGGAGCCAGGUGUCAUUCUACACCACCUCCUCACGAUGCAGACUCUUCACAUCAUAAUGGGACUGCUGAACAAGACCGCAAGCCACCAGAGGAGCCUCAUCAUCAUCAGCCCUCUAAACCCGAGAGGGUGGAGACCACACACAACCAUCAACACAAUGAGAAACACCACGACAAACACUCGGAUCGAGCCAAGAGUUCAGGUGCCGGCAAAGGCAGCAGUAAGUCGGGGAAGCACAAAUGGGUGCCUCUGGAUAUCGACGUGAAGGCAGCACGGCCCGGGAAGCAUGGUCCUCAACACUCUACGAGACCGGAGAACGACACGGUCUCUCUCAACGGUGAGGAGAGCCGUUCGCGAGGCGGGUCUAGGUCCCGUGGAGGCCGGGGCGGAGCCCGAGGCGGGCGCCGGGGUGCACCCCGCCCUGCCUCGGCGCUCCCAUCACUGCCAGCUCCACACCACCAUACGCUAUACCAUCACGCCCAUGAUUUUCCACAUCACCCGGAUUUGGCCCAGCAGCUACGGGUAUCUGCAACCGGAGUCGCACAGGUGGUGGUACCCUUCGGAGGUCUGGCAGCGUUGGGAGCUCCCCUAGCUCCCCCACUGGCACAGGCCUUCUACUACGGCGCAGCGGCGGCUACAGCGACCCCAUAUGGUAUGGGAUUGGACCACGCCACACUGAAGGAUUUGAUUAAGAAGCAGAUCGAAUACUACUUCAGUCCGGAUAACUUAGCCCGUGACUUUUUCCUCCGCCGUAAGAUGGCCGCGGACGGGACUAUCCCCGUUACGCUCAUUGCCUCCUUCCACCGCGUGAGGGCGCUCACGGCGGACGUGCAACUCGUGCUUGAUGCUAUACGUGAUUCCGAUAAGCUGCAGCUCAUUGGAGGAUUCAAGGUCAGAACAGCCUUCGAACCGACAAAAUGGCCGAUCCUAGACAUAACCUCGAGCACAAACCCAGAAGAAAAUAAACCAGAACAGCCGAACACAUCCGAAGAAAAACCGAAGACGCCCGAAGCUGACACUGACAAAGAAACCGCGAAAGAAGAAGCUCCAAGUAUAGAAGUUAAUGAAAGAGUCGAAAACGUUGAAGAAAAGAAAUUCGAAAAUAUCGUCAAGGAGCCCACAAUAACAACCGUUGAAAAAUUCGAGACACAACAGCAACCCUCGCAACCAUCGGCUACAGUAGAGGAGAUACACGAUCAAGAUAUACCAGAGGUGUCCGCAGUAUUAGAAGUGGGAGAGAACGCAGAAGAGAAGAAGAAAGAGGCAGAGUUUGAAGGCAAUAAGCCAGUAGACCCCACUGAUGAUCCGCCACUGCAGUCUGAGGGCAAUGAAGAGAAGCCUGGUGAAAAACGCCGUAAGAAGCAGAUGGUGGGUAUCUUCCCUCUGCCGACGAUGGGAGGUCCUCUUGUUGCGCCAGUUUCAUCACUCCUCAGGGCCGUGCCUCCGCCACCGCUACCCAGAAUGUUUCGCACGGGUCGCGGAGGGCUGGCGGGCGGGGCUGCCGCGCACGAUUCGCUCAACCCCGACGUUCCGGAGUUCGUGCCGCUUGCAUUACGACAUGAGGAGUGCAAUGACAAAUCCGAUAGCUUGGACGACAGACCAAGCUCGGGGACCAUCAGCCCCAACUCAGAACAAGUUUGGACUGAGGUAAAACGCCGUACGAAAGCUGGUUCCCGCGAGCGUACAGCUGCUGCAGCGGAAGAUGAACCUCGCGAGGAGUUACACUUCCAGCUCGAUGAGGAACUGGAGUUACCGCCGCCCAGGCAUAACACAUUCACUGACGCUUGGUCUGACGAGGAAUCGGACGCAGAAUUCACGGACCGCGACGUCGGCCGCCUGCUUAUAGUGACGCAGACUGCCGCCCGACAGCCCAAGCAUGACGGACACGACCGCCAGGGAGACUGGAACACUCGCACCAAGAUCACGCAGGACCUCGAACAGGUUAUUACUGAUGGGUUGAGACGGUAUGAAGAAGAUUUGUGGAAUGACACAGACUAUCCAUCGUCGUACGGCAGCCAGACGUACCGCACGGUGUCGCUGAUCAGCCGCGAGCAGUUCGAGGCGGCCGUGCCCAACGAGAAGCACUACAACCCCGCCGAGCCGCCGCCGCCGCCGCCGCGCCCGCUGCAGGUAUCGCAGCAGGCUGAGUCGUCUACAGAAGGCAGGACGGGGCGACGGCCGAGACGCACGGCUCGCUUCUACGCAGCCAGCAAGGAUCCACACGCUACUGACGUUAUAAGCAGCCGCAAGCACAAGACGCGCCACUCGCUGAACCCGCCCGUGGAGCACCACGUCGGCUGGAUCAUGGACAUACGUGAACAUCGCGCAAGGACGCACAGCACCGGGUCGUCGGUGGGCACGUCCCCGACGCUGGGGUCGUCGUGCGGGUCGGUGCCGGCGUCGCUGCCGACGUUCCACCACCCCAGCCACGGCCUGCUGCGGGAGAACCACUUCACGCAACAGGCCUACCACAAAUACCACUCGCGCUGCCUUAAAGAACGUAAGAAGCUGGGCAUAGGACAGUCACAGGAGAUGAACACACUGUUCCGGUUCUGGUCGUUCUUCCUACGAGACCACUUCAACCGCACCAUGUAUAAUGAAUUCAGAACGCUAGCCAACGAGGACGCGUCAGCCGGUUUCCGUUACGGCCUGGAGUGUCUAUUCCGUUUCUACUCGUACGGACUCGAACGGAAGUUCAGACCAGAACUAUAUCAACACUUCCAGCAGGAAACCGUCGCCGAUUAUGAAAAGGGUCAGUUAUACGGCUUAGAAAAAUUCUGGGCGUUCCUGAAGUACUACAAGCAUACAGGAGCGUUGCAGGUCGACCCCAAGCUGCAGGGGUAUCUGGAGAACUUCCAGAGCAUCGAAGAUUUUAGGGUGCUUGAGCCCCAACUGAACGAGCUGCUGGCGGCGGCGGGCCCGGCGGCCCCGGGGCGCGGCCCGCACGCGCGGCCCUACGACCGCACGCGCUCCGUCUCCGAGAGCGACCGCGCCGCCGCCGCCGCACGAAACCCCAGGGCGCAGGGCGGCCCCCGCGCGGCCCCCAGCACCAACCGCGGCCGCGCCGGCUCCUGCGGCGCGCAGAGCGUCGUCGCCACCGCGCGCACCAGGGCAACACCAAAAACGAAACAAGACAGCGGAGAGCCGAAGCCGUUAGCAGCCAAACAGUGA